CCCCCCGCCGGCCCCGCGCCCUCCCCAUCGCUUUCGGGAGGCAAACGGGGAAACUGAGGCACGGAGCAAUAGGCGGGGCAGCACCCGGGGGUGUCCCACCCCCCGCUCCCCACCGGGGGGGCCCAGCCAGGCUUCGGGCGGCAGCGCCCACCCCAGAGCGGGGCCCGCAGCUCCGGGGCUCGGGGGCCGUUCCCGGGGUACCGAGGCGAGGCGGGCGGCACUAGGACCCAGCAGCCGGGCGGCGCGGAGCAGCCCUCGCCGCAGUGGCUCCAGCCCCGAGCAUCCCCCGCCACCCCGGGGACACCCCCCAGCCCCGACCCCUCCCCCGGCCGGAGCGGGGACCCACGGCCUCGGGCCGGCUCCAUGCAGACCCCCAGGCUCCACCUCCCCCCAGGUACCUGGGGGCUGCAACUGGGGGUCCAGCUCAGCGCUCAGGGGUCCUCCAGGCUCCUGCCCCCACCAGUGACAGCUGCACCUCCCCCAGGUACCCCCUGGCUGAGCAGCGGGGACAUGAGCGGGGCUGGGGGGCACCUUUGGGUACUCUGAGUGCCCCCCCACCUGCAGACCACCGAGGAUGUGACCGUCUGGCGAUGCCCGGCUGCGCCGCGCUCGCCGCCAGGCCGGCGGCACAGGAUGGAGCCCUUCCUGCCCUCCCCGUGGGGCUGGAAUGGCUCUAGAGGGGGGGCCCGGCCCCCCAACAGCACUGCCGAGGCCAAGCCCAAGGACGCGGCCUCCAAGUCUGUGGGACUGUUCUUCAUGGUGCUGCUGGACCUCACGGCCAUCGUGGGCAACGCCGCCGUCAUGACGGUCAUCGCCAAGACGCCGGCGCUGCGCAAGUUCGUCUUCGUGUUCCACCUGUGCCUGGUGGAUUUCCUGGCCGCCCUCACGCUGAUGCCGCUGGAGAUGCUGUCGGGCUCGGCCGUGUUCGAGAGCCCGGGGCUGGGCGAGGCCGUGUGCCGCGUGUACCUGUUCCUCAGCGUGUGCCUCACCUCCAUGUGCAUCCUCUCCAUCUCCACCGUCAACGUGGAGCGCUACUACUACGUGGUGCACCCGCUGCGCUACGAGGUGCGCAUGACCGCGGGGCUGGUGGCCGGCGUGCUGGCCGGCGUGUGGCUCAAGGCCGUGGCCACCUCGCUGGUGCCCGUGCUGGGCUGGUUGUCCCCUGACCGCCCGCCGGCACCCGGCGCUCACGGCUGCUCCUUGCAGUGGAGCCGCGGGCCAUCCUGCAAGGUCUUUGUGGUCUUCUUCGCCGCCUUCUACUUCGUCCUGCCGCUCCUCAUCAUCGUCGUGGUUUACUGCGGCAUGUUCAAGGUGGCGCGGGUGGCAGCCAUGCACCACGGCCCGCCGCCCACCUGGAUGGAGACGCCGCGCCGGCGCUCGGCGUCGCUCAGCAGCCGCUCCACCAUGGUCACCACCUCGGGGGCUCCUCGCACCACCCCGCAGAGGAUGUUCGGCGGGGGCAAGGCGGCCGCCGUGCUGCUGGCCGUGGGCGGCCAGUUCCUCUUCUGCUGGUUGCCCUACUUCUCCUUCCAGCUGUACACGGCGCUGAGCACUCGGCCCUUGGCCGGGCCGGCGGCUGAGACUGUGGUCACCUGGCUGGGCUUCUGCUGCUUCACCUCCAACCCCUUCUUCUACGGCUGCCUCAACCGGCAGAUCCGCGGGGAGCUCGGCCGGCUCCUCACCUGCUUCUUCAAGCAGCCCCCGGAGGAGGACCUGCGGCUGCCGAGCCGCGAAGGCUCCAUCGAGGAGAACUUCCUACAGUUCCUCCAGAGCACCGGGCGCCCACCAGAGCCCCCCAACCCCGAGCGGGACCUGCCCCCUGUGGAUUUCCGCAUCCCGGGGCAGAUCGAGGAGGAGGCGGCCGAGGCGAUGGAGUGGGGUGCGGGCAGCGGGGUGUUCGUGCCCGUGGCGGGCUCUGCCAAAGCGGGGCUGUAGCGUUUGGGGGGGUUUGGGGUAAAUGUGGCUGUGAGGGGAGAGAUGGUCACAGUGACUUGUUGAGGGGGGGCUUCGUCACCGCCAUGGAGGGUCGGAGGUCCCAAAAUGCUCUCUGGGCUGGGAGUACCACACUGCCGUGGAGGGUGGGGGUCCUCACUGCAGCCACGGGGAACUGGGGGGUCCACAAGGCCAUUGGGGUGACGGGGUCUGGGGUCCUGGCUGCAGCCGUGGAGGGCUGGGGGUCCCAUGGCACUUGCUGGAGUGGGAGUGACUCUCACUGUUGUGGGGGAUUGCGGGUCCCACAGCACUCAUCGUGGUUUGGGGGGGGUCUCUGUCACCACAGCGGGGGUUGGGGGUCCUACAACUCUUGGUGAUGUGUGUGGGGUCCUUACUGCCGUGGGGGAUUGCGGGUCCCACCGCGCCCAUCGGGGUGUGGGGGUCCCCACUGCUGCCCUCGCAGGUGACGGCGGGGGUCCCACCACCCUCGCUGGGUUGAUGCCGGGGGUCAGCAGGGCCGCCACUGCGGGGAUCGGGGGUCCCGUGGCACCACCGCGGCUGGGGGGCAGCAGCUGGGGGCACAGGCCCGGUGAGGGGCCAGGGAUGA
Messenger RNA from Motacilla alba alba, 2539 nucleotides. It is a transcript of the gene GPR61, whose product is annotated as G protein-coupled receptor 61. Gene Ontology annotation, cellular component: plasma membrane; signaling receptor complex; endosome. Lineage: Eukaryota; Metazoa; Chordata; Aves; Passeriformes; Motacillidae. Bases 634 to 1935 code for a protein of 433 amino acids. Gene Ontology annotation, biological process: G protein-coupled receptor signaling pathway. Gene Ontology annotation, molecular function: G protein-coupled receptor activity. The record is from RefSeq and is a predicted model, not a curated record. The transcript has 2 exons.